This is a messenger RNA of Chondrus crispus (carragheen), 1953 nucleotides long. RefSeq lists its product as hypothetical. Lineage: Eukaryota; Rhodophyta; Florideophyceae; Gigartinales; Gigartinaceae. The transcript has a single exon. Gene Ontology annotation, molecular function: microtubule binding; GTPase activity; GTP binding. Gene Ontology annotation, cellular component: cytoplasm; microtubule; membrane. The coding region runs from base 1 to 1953 and encodes 650 amino acids. The record is from RefSeq and is a predicted model, not a curated record.
AUGGCUAGACGCCUUGGCGUAAUUGAGAAGCUCCGCAAAUUGCUCGGCUCCGAAGGAAUACCUUGUCCUGGCAUCGUUGUCGUCGGCGCCCAAUCCUCCGGCAAGUCCUCCGUCCUCGAACGUCUCACCGACAUCGCCUUUCCGCGCGAUACCAACACCUGUACCCGCGUUCCCAUCAUUGUCCAGUUGCAAAGGGAUGCCUCAGUCACGUUACCCACGGCCACCAUCUGUGGCGACGAACACUUUGAAACCGAUGUCAUCAACUGCUCGACCAAGCAAGAUAUCACAAACGCAAUCCAUGAUCUCACCGAGAAGGCACUCGUCUCUACGAGAAGCCGUGUCGUUGAUAAACCCAUUCACAUUCGCUACGUCAGGAGUAAGGGGCCUGUCAUGACGCUUAUCGAUUUGCCUGGUAUCACUCACGACGACGGUGAAGGCCGCGAUAUUCAUGGAAUCACUGCUGAUAUAGUGAAGAAAUAUCUCAAAUAUGAGAACAUGAUCGCGCUUGUCGUCAUCCCUGCAAACGACGACUUCGGCAACUCUGAAGCGUUGAAGAUCGCCAAAACGUUUGACACAACUGGUGCUCGAACGCUCGGUGUCAUUUCCAAGUGCGAUUUAGUCCCGGAACAGCACUCGGAUAUUGUCGAAAAGAUUCAAAUGACUCCCAGUAAUGCCAUCAAACUCGGCCUCGGAUAUAUAGCCAUACGAAACAAGGGACCGGGAGAUGAUCUCGCCAAUAUUGACAACAUUGAAACUGAACUGUUCAAAACUCACCCACUGCUUAAAAACCUGGCGCCGCAUGAGAGAGGGUGUGGGGCAUUGCGGAGAAAGAUUAUCAGUCUUCAGGAAAACAGCAUUAAGCAUGCCAUUCCUAGAAUCCAAACGGAUGUGAGGCACAAGAUCGAGCAACUCAGCGGAGAGAUAAGUGCCAUGGGAACAGACCUCGAUUCUGACAUGGACCGAAAUGCCUUCGUCUCCAAACAUCUGUCAGAAAUAAACCAGUCUCUCCAGAAAUUAAUCCGCGCAGAGGUUCGAGGAAAUCCAAGCAUCAAUGUUGCAUCGAGGUCCUACGAAUUGUAUAAAAUGUAUGCAGCAGAUGUCAGACAUUACUUUCCAGAUUGUCUAAGCAAAGAAUACGGUGCAGAAUUACAACAGGAAAGCAGGGAGUUUAUGGGGUUUUCGCUGCAGAACUUCACGAACGACCAGAUGUUUCGCCAACUGCUCCAAAACAUUUUCUUUGCUGAUAACUUCAGUAAUAAAACGGAUAGGCUUAUUGAUGAUGUAGGAGAUCUGAUGGCUCGUGCUAUGAGAACACUAAUCGAAGAGAAGGAAGAGUUGACCAGGCUCCCGAACCUGGCGGCGAUGUUCCAUGACAAGCUCGGCGAGUCUAUCGAUGCUGCACAAACCCGCGCUAGAGACGUCACGAUGGCUGUGAUAAAAGCUGAAUCAAAGCAAGUCUUCGCGCUUGAUAAAAGCUAUAUGGAACACAUCAGAAGUGUAAGGGCAGAGGCACAGGCAGACAAGGAAGAAGGCGAAGAAGACUUGCAGGGACGAAAUCAAGGCCCCUUCUUCCCAAAUUCAAUGCGCCCUGGCGCAUUGAAUUUGGGAAGAAGGGGUCCUACAAGUCAGAUGAACGGAGAGAUCGACUCUGCUGCGCAAAACGAUUCCCAGCACGAGGGAGAUGCAGGGCGUGAAGCCUUGCUAGAAUUGCAAAUAUCACUGCACUGUUACGGGGAAACUAUAAUGAGGAGAUUGUUUGACGUCAUUCCAAUGCUUGUGCAGAGCUGUUUGGUUUACGAGGAUUACAAAGGAGCCAUUGAAAAAAGACUUGCAGAAGAAGAUUGGGACAAGCUGUUUGAAGAGGAUCCGUGUGUGGCCCAAGCUCGUGUAUGGCGACAACAACGUUUGAACCUUUUGAGGAAAGCCUACAGCGAGUUGAGGAGAUUGUCGUGA